AUGCCUCGGUCAACGAAGGUCCCACAACCCCCAUGUCUCUGCCGCCGGUUUCACGUCAACUGCUCGCCACAGACGUGCCCGCAGGCCCAACAUGCGAGCACAGGCGACUGGAACCACUACACCAUCCGGGCGUUCCGCGAGAGCGCGGCGGGCACCGCACAAGCGCCGCCGUGCGAGACCUGCGCGGCCGUCGUCUGGGCGCUGACCGAGGUCGACGAGAUCAAGCAGAUCCUGCGGGGCUCGGUCGAGGAUCUGGAGAACAGGGGCGGUGAGGGGAUGUGCGAGGGCGCAGCAGAGGACUACGAGAUGAUGCUCAUUGAGCUCGAAGCACCCAUCUAUGCGCUGGCAUCCCCGCCCGUUCCCUCCGAUGAGGUUCGAGUCGUCCAGACAGAUGGCGAGCUGGUGCGGUACACGACGCUGAGCCACCGCUGGGGCAACAACGAGGAGUUCACCCUGGUGAAAAAGAACAUGGCUGCUUGGUCGGCCAACGACAUCCCCUGGGACACCAUCCCGCGGACGUAUGGUGACGCCAUCGAGGUUACCCGCAAGCUCGGGGUUGACUACAUCUGGAUCGACACCAUGUGUAUCGUGCAGGAUGACGCCGAUGACUGGCGCUAUGAGUCGACCCGGAUGAAGGCGGUCUACGGCGGGUCGUACCUCAACAUUGCCGCCGAGUGCGCGGCUGGCUCUCACGGGGGACUGUUUGUGAGUAGCGGUCUUGUGGAGGAAUUCAAGACGUACGAGGUCCCAGAAGGAGAGAAGGGAUCGUCAACGAAGGGGAAUCUGCGCAUCAGGCAGCAGCCGCACUUCACACACAAUCCCUUUGGCAGCAACUACCGUGACAGCUCUCUGCUGCUUGGGCGCGGCUGGGUCCUGCAGGAGCGUCUGCUCGCGCCUCGAGUUGUGUACUACGACCAGCACGAGCUCAAGUGGGAGUGCUAUGGCGGCACCGACUGUCUGUGCGGAGGGAUGCUAGCCAUCUCCAACUUCAGUCUCGAGCACCGCGAGUCGCUGGGAUUCAGCGAGAAGAAACUCCCGAUUCAGUGGAUGCGCAUCGUCGAGCGAUACUCCACGUGCCUCCUGACCUUUGACUCGGACCGAAUGAUUGCGCUCGCGGGCAUCGCGGAGCAGGCGUAUAAGACCGGCCGCGGUGGGAAAUACCUCGCCGGCCUUUGGGAGCAGGACCUCGCGCACCAGCUGUGCUGGCAGGUCCAGGACACGCACCGCAAGCCCACAUCCAUGUACAUCGCGCCCAGUUGGUCCUGGCUGUCGGUGGUCGGAUGUAUCUGGUUCUCGAACAGGAUGGACUACCACUGCGGGGCAUCGGAGAUCGACGUAAGAAUCACGCAGGUGGAGGUCACUCUCGCGGAUGAGACGUGCGAGACGGGGCCUGUCACGGGCGGGUUUCUGAAAGUUGACGGCAAGGUCGUCGAGUUCGACACCAGUAUAGGGUAUCCGGGAUCGAGCUCGGUUCCGCAGAGGUUCUGGCUCACGCAUAGAGAGACCGGGACGACGCUGCACUAUGGCAUGGAAGCAGACUACAUCAUGGCCGAGGCUAGCGCGAAGAACCUGGAAACCCUGUUGUUAUUGUACUGGGGUAAGAUCUGGGAGAACCGGAAGACUUUCCUCGUGCUUCGGCAUGCCGAGAACGCGAAGGAGCACGCAGGAAAGUACGAGAAGCUGGGCACCUACUGGUAUAUCGACGGAGAGGAGCACGACCAUGAGUUCGAUCAGCUCAUGGGGUGGUCACAGCACAAGGAAGGGCUCGUUAUUAUCUAA
Microdochium trichocladiopsis is the source of this 1779-nucleotide messenger RNA. RefSeq names its product HET domain-containing protein. NCBI's taxonomy places the organism in Eukaryota, Fungi, Ascomycota, Sordariomycetes, Xylariales, Microdochiaceae. The record is from RefSeq and is a predicted model, not a curated record. The transcript has 3 exons. Bases 1 to 1779 code for a protein of 592 amino acids.